Molecule: messenger RNA, 1965 nt
Organism: Coregonus clupeaformis (lake whitefish)
Lineage: Eukaryota; Metazoa; Chordata; Actinopteri; Salmoniformes; Salmonidae
Product: septin-7
Biological process (GO): cytoskeleton-dependent cytokinesis; cilium assembly
Cellular component (GO): septin complex; microtubule cytoskeleton; cell division site
Molecular function (GO): GTP binding; molecular adaptor activity; GTPase activity
Source: RefSeq, a predicted model, not a curated record
GACAUUACGUCGGCCAUAGUACGUAGGUAUACGCUAGUGGUAAGAAGGGGAAUGUCGGGUUGUGAAUGAUCGGUUUCUGAGCGGUAGCGAACGUCAACAUUAUGGCUCAACAAAAGAAUCUGGAGGGAUAUGUGGGCUUUGCUAGCCUUCCCAACCAAGUGUACAGAAAGUCUGUGAAGAGAGGCUUUGAAUUCACCCUGAUGGUUGUGGGUGAAUCAGGAUUGGGCAAGUCCACGUUGAUCAAUUCUCUGUUCCUAACAGACUUGUACUCUUCAGAAUACCCUGGGCCUUCACACAGAGUCAAAAAGACUGUACAGGUAGAGCAAUCCAAAGUGUUAGUAAAGGAAGGUGGUGUCCAGCUCCUGCUCACUAUAGUUGACACCCCAGGAUUCGGCGACGCUGUGGACAACAGCAACUGCUGGCAGCCGGUCAUCGACCACAUAGACAGCAAGUUUGAGGAUUACCUCAACUGUGAGUCGCGGGUGAACAGACGACUGAUGCCCGACAGCAGAGUGCAGUGCUGCCUCUACUUCAUCGCCCCCUCGGGACACGGACUGAAGCCUCUGGAUAUUGAGUUUAUGAAACGGUUGCAUGAGAAGGUGAACGUCAUCCCACUGAUCGCAAAAGCAGACACUCUCACCCCAGAGGAGUGCCAACAGUUCAAGAAGCAGAUCAUGCGGGAAAUCCUGGAGCACAAAAUCAAGAUCUACGAGUUCCCAGAGACGGAUGAUGAGGAAGAGAACAAACUGGUGAAGAAGAUCAAGGACCGUCUUCCCCUGGCCGUGGUGGGCAGUAACACCAUCAUCGAGGUGAAUGGGAAAAGGACCAGAGGACGACAGUACCCCUGGGGAGUGGCAGAAGUUGAGAACGGAGACCACUGUGAUUUCACCAUCCUACGAGACAUGCUCAUCAGAACCCACAUGCAGGACCUGAAGGACGUGACCAAUAACGUCCACUAUGAAAACUAUCGCAGCAGGAAGCUGGCGGCCGUCACCUACAACGGACAGGACAACAACAGGGUCAAGGGUCAACAGUCGACCAAGAGCCCCCUGGCUCAGAUGGAGGAGGAGCGGAGGGAGCACGUGGCCAAGAUGAAGAAGAUGGAGAUGGAAAUGGAACAGGUGUUUGAGAUGAAGGUCAAGGAGAAGACAAAGCUGAAAGAUUCCGAGGCUGAGCUCUCGAGGCGUCAUGAGCAGAUGAAGAAGAAUCUGGAGGCCCAGCACAAGGAGCUGGAGGAGAAGAGACGCCAGUUUGAGGAUGACCGGGCCAACUGGGAGACCAAUCAGCGUCUGGAGCAACAGAGAAUGGAUGCCUCCAGGACUCUGGAAAAGAACAAAAAGAAGGGAAAGAUAUUUUAGAGACAGUUUGCAGAAACACCAAGUUGUACUUGUUGCCAAUGUUGCCAGCCCGGACAUCCGUGUGUGGCACCAAACCAACACCAAAGCUCUUGUACAGCCCAGCUGGGUCUGCAUGUACUGUCACAAUGACCGGAAGAGAGCUGCCUGUGGACUUCUCCAAGGAAUGUGUUUACCUUAACGAAACUUACCGUCUUAGACAGGCCAAACCCAUAUAUAACUGAAUACUGUCCCCCCCCCCCCCCAAGGUUGCUAUGUCUAUUUAACAACUGAUGUCUACAGUUUUAUGCAGAGCAACAAAAAAAAUGAACUGUUGUACAAUCAUGUUUCAGGGGUUUUAUUCGUUUACAUGCACAAAAGCUCUCCCAUGAUGUGAAAAGGAAAUGGCAUUAAAAUCCUUUUGUUUAGUAAAGUGUAACAGAUAAACCUCAUACUGAACAGCUCCCCAUGCAGUGUAGCCUAACACGAAACAACUGUCUCAGUGUAGCCUAACACGAAACAACUGUCUCAGUGUAGCCUAACACGAAACAACUGUCUCAGUGUAGCCUAACACGAAACAACUGUCUCAGUGUAGCCUAACACGAAACAACUGUCUCAGUGUAGCCUAACA